Fraxinus pennsylvanica is the source of this 927-nucleotide messenger RNA. NCBI's taxonomy places the organism in Eukaryota, Viridiplantae, Streptophyta, Magnoliopsida, Lamiales, Oleaceae. The record is from the annotation of a GenBank genome assembly.
AUGGAGGAUCCGAACCCGUCUUCAUCAUUUUCGGAUCAUUAUCUGGUGAGUGGUAAUAAUUCACUCACAGGUUUGGAGGAUUACACUGUUGAUGGCCAAAAUGGGUCAUUAGGGUUCAUGGAGUUGCUAGGGGUUCCAGAUUAUGGCCCUUCAGUUCUUGAUAUGUUACAAGUACUCCCAAAUCAGAAUCAGAACUCUAUGGUUGAUCAAGAAUCAUCAGAGGUGUUGAAUACACCUGCAACACCGAAUUUUUCCUCUAUUUCUUCAGAAUCUAGUGGUGGUGAUGGACAAAAUGAUGAACAGACUAAAGAAGUUGUAGACGAGGAAGAUGAUGAAGAGGGAGAACAGAAGCAGAAGACUCAGAAACAGUUGAAACCCGUUAAAACGAGCCAGAAGAGGCAGAGAGAGCCAAGAUAUGCUUUCAUGACAAAGAGCGAAGUCGAUCAUCUGGAAGAUGGCUACAGAUGGAGAAAGUACGGCCAAAAAGCUGUAAAAAACAGUCCUUUCCCUAGGAGCUAUUAUAGGUGCACUACUGCUUCAUGUAGUGUGAAGAAAAGAAUAGAGCGAUCUUUGAGUGAUCCAACCAUAGUUAUGACUACAUAUGAAGGCCAACACACUCAUCCAAGUCCGCUAAUGUCUCGAGCAAACACUGUUGCUGCACUGACACCGUGCUCGGGAUUCUCCACCGGCGCAUCUACCGCCACAUCUAUACCGUCGCCGCUGCAAAUGAGUUUAUCAGCCGCUGGAGCUGAUCAAGUCUAUUGCAACUAUUCUACACCACUGAAUUUUGGUUUUAUGGGUUCUACGAAUAUUAACCGUGCUGCAAUUGCGCACCAGAAGCGCUUUUGCACCCCACCUUCUGCCUUUAUAACAGAUUAUGGGCUUCUUCAAGAUAUUGUGCCCUCAACUGUGAGAAAGGAAGAGUAA